Cadophora gregata is the source of this 1647-nucleotide messenger RNA. RefSeq lists its product as uncharacterized. Lineage: Eukaryota; Fungi; Ascomycota; Leotiomycetes; Helotiales; Ploettnerulaceae. The transcript is spliced from 5 exons. The coding region runs from base 472 to 1269 and encodes 265 amino acids. The record is from RefSeq and is a predicted model, not a curated record.
UCGCUCCGUCCCGUUGAGAUAAUUGUAACUUUUCUGAUCAUUCGUUUCUGAAAUCGUUCCGGAUUGGCAUGUUUGGUUGAAAUGAGGAAAGAGAAGAGGGAAUUUGAGGCACGUGACUCAUAUCUCUGUGAUAAAGCAGUGUUGGUCUCUAAGGUGCGAACGAGAAGAUUGAUUUGAGCAAGACGACAAAUGCAGAAAAUUUUGUUUCUGAUUUUCUGUAUCUAUGGAAUUUCUCCACUGGCUUUAAAAGCUGCUGUGCGUUGGACUUCCUUCAUCCUUCCGUGCCAAGCAAUAUCAUCAUCACAAGCAACACUUGAAAAGGGUUUUUUCUGCGCCGGAACGGGAGCCAGAAGGAGGCAUUUACCGAAUUACUAUGCAAAAAUCAAUUGAGUUCUUUAUCCAAGCUAUCAGUCUUUAUCAGGCAAAUGAUUGCUAAUAUGCACAAAUUCUACUACAGUUAAUGACGUCCCAAUGAGCGAUUCCGCCUCUACUCUAUACCCUUCCUUCAAGUAUCUAGAACACUUUGAACAAUCUUUUAUUUACCAUGGAUUCUACGAGAUCAAAAGAGCUACUCACAAGCAGAUAGAUAAAUGGCUAACUUGCUUAAUCAGCAACCAGAGUAUCCCAAAGACGAUCAUAACAAUGUCACAGCCACUAGCUAUACCAAAGCUACCAGAAGAUCUCGAAGACGUAUUCACUGCGCAUGAGAAUGAUCCGGAGGCUCUCCUCACAGCCUUCAUGCCAGUCUUCUGCGAUCACGUGAAGGCUGAUCGAAUGUUCAUUCAACCAAGAAAUCCUGAUACUCGAGUUUGUAAAGUUCUUCGUUGGCGUAGAAGUGAAGAUAUCCCGAUGCCGGCUAUCCCCGGGAAUAUCAGGCCCAAUGAGUGGUUCGUGGAAGACAGAUGGGAAGUUGAAGAUCCGCUGUGGAGAUCAGCACUGAAUCUCAAACCAAGUAUUUAUAUCGAGGAUCUACAAAAGGCUGCCAAUGAAGGCCUAUUGAAUAUAGACUUCGAGAACAAGUACAUGUUUCAUACAGCUUUCAUUCACGCUCAUGCUCAUUGGCCUCCACUGCCGUCAACUGAUGACAAGGCGAAUGCGAGGACGGAGAGGAAGUUUUAUGGAUCUGUACAACCUGCAGUCUUUAAUGGCCCCAGAGUCUGGGGCCCGGAGGUUCAUGAACUGGUCGGUAAGUGUGUUGAACGACUUGCGCCUGUCAUGAAGAGUUUGGGAGAGACUGCUCCUUCUUUAGAAAGCUUUGGCAUUGCUUAGGUCUAUAAUGCUGUAGUCCAUAAAAAUAACACUUGUAACAAAUUUCUGGUUCUCGAUCAGUUGCUGGACUGCCGAAGUAUUUGGACUUCGGAUACGACAUAUAUCUCCCUUUUGGGGUCUCUAUAGAGCUGUGGCGAAUCUGCAAUCCCAUUUACCAUCAAAGGCCUACGUGAUACAUUUCUCUCAAUCACAACUAUACCGGAAUCUCGCAAAGACCCUAGCAUGACACAAGGUUGUAAGUGUGUCCGGAGGUAUUUACUUUUGUGACCGUAAGCGAGAACAGCAGGUGAGACAAUUAUUACAAUGAUUUCGAUAACCUUACAUAUAACAGACGGUCAAGAAUAGCCUGGAAUAGAUUAUGGGGUACCAAGAGCUAGA